CUGAAUGUCAAUCACAGCAUUAGUACAAUUUGUAGUACAAGCUAUCGUUAAUGUUUACGUUUGGUCGUUAGCAUUAACAAUUUUCAUCAUCAUCUCCGAUAUUGAUUUAUCGUGUGCAGAGCCAUUGGCAGAGUCCAUGCAUUAUUUUGCAAAAAAAAGACGAUCAUAUUGACAAGGAGAUAAUAAAAAAAUUACGCGCAGUAUGUUGGGAUGAAUCCACCAUAUGGUUGGAUGUAUUGUAGUCCGUCUGUGUGAUCAGUGAUAGCCAGCCUCACUGUGACCAACACCGCAUAUGGAAGUGACAUUUCUACGAUUAUGAUCAUGUAAAUAACCCGGCCAGAAUUAUCACAGGUUCAAGUGCUAAACACAGGGACAAGUCUUACAGAAAAACAACAGUGCUGCAAAUUGCCAAAGGGAAUAUGUUGGGUCUGCAACUGAAUUAAAUCCUGGAGCUCCAUGAAUCGGCAUUGUACCCAAGGAUUAUAUUGCCUAUUUUACUACAGGGCUUGCAUUUUUCAUGGGAACUGCUGCAUCGUAAUGCUUCACGUGUAAAUGAAUUGAAUUGAAAAGAAGGGUUGUUUUUGCGUCGGAGACGUUGUUAGUGUGAGCUGUGUGUAUGUGGGAUAUUACCCUGUGUUAUGGUUGGUGAUAUACUGGGGACAUGACAUCAGCCCAGAAACCUUCUCAACGACAAGCUCCAGAGUACCACCAAAUGCAGGAUGGGAUGGGAUCUGAGACUACAGAAGAGGUGGAGCCCUCCAAACAGCGAGUUAUCUACAUUAAUGCUCCCCAGCCUGUCAAAUACUGCUACAACAAGAUUAGCACGGCCAAAUACAGCUUUUUGUCCUUCCUGCCAAAGUUCCUGUUUGAGCAGUUCAGAAAGUAUGCCAACAUCUUCUUCCUGUUCAUCUCAUUACUUCAGCAAAUUCCACGUGUAUCCCCCACUGGGCGGUAUACCACAGCUGUUCCCUUACUCUUCAUCCUAACAGUGUCUGCCAUCAAGGAGAUCAUAGAGGACUUUAAACGUCACCGUCAAGAUGACGCUGUGAACAAUCGAGAAGUACAGGUGUUGCGAGACGGUACAUGGCAGCGCCUCCUUUGGACACAGGUGUCAGUCGGAGACCUGGUCAAGGUGGUCAGUGGUCAGUUCUUCCCAGCUGACCUUGUCCUUCUGUCUUCAAGUGAGCCACAGGCCAUGUGUUAUAUAGAGACCUCCAACCUUGACGGGGAAACAAACCUGAAGAUCAGACAGGGCAUACCUCAAACUGCCAAGCUUUUACGACAUGAAGAUUUGUUAGAUCUGGAUGGUGUUGUGGAAUGUGAACUGCCAAACAAACAUCUGUAUGACUUUGUGGGCAACAUAAGACCGUCAGGCAGAUUUGCUAUACCUCUGGGGCCAGACCAGCUGUUACUGAGGGGCGCAAUGCUGAGGAAUACCAAGUGGAUAUUUGGGAUUGUGAUCUACACGGGUCCAGAAUCCAAGUUGAUGCUCAACUCGUCCACAGCACCACUAAAGAGGUCAAACGUGGAAAAGGUCACCAACACACAGAUCCUGAUACUGUUUGUGAUCCUGAUUGUGAUGUCCCUAGUCAGUACUAUAGCUAACGAGUUGUGGACCAAGUGGCAUGUGGACAAGGAUUGGUACCUGGCUUACAGAGAGCUACCACCCAGUAACUUCGGCUACAACUUCCUGACAUUUAUCAUCCUGUACAACAAUCUCAUCCCCAUCAGUCUCCAGGUGUCACUCGAGGUCGUCAAGUUCAUCCAGGCCAUAUUCAUCAAUUGGGACCAGGAUAUGUACUGUGCCGAGUCCGACACACCUGCCAUGGCAAGAACAUCAAAUCUUAACGAGGAACUUGGACAGAUUAAAUACAUCUUCUCUGACAAGACCGGUACACUAACAAGAAACGUUAUGGAGUUCAGGAAGUGUUCGGUGGCAGGCAUUGCGUAUGGUAACAAUGACGAAAGUGAACAUGCAUUCAAUGACGCGACAAUUACAGAGAAUCUACAAAACCAUGUGACAGCCCCAGUUCUACGGGAGUUCCUCACCUUGCUCUCUGUAUGUCACACUGUGGUUCCGGAACGCGAGAUCCGGGAGGACGGCAGCGAACCCGUGGUAUACCAGGCCUCAUCUCCAGAUGAAGCAGCCCUAGUGAAAGGAGCUAGGAGCCUCGGGUUUGAGUUCGCUACUAGGACCCCCCAGGCAGUCACCAUUAAAGUGAAUGGAAAAUCAGAAGAGUAUGAAGUAUUGAAUGUUUUGGAAUUUACCAGUACAAGAAAAAGAAUGUCGGUUGUAGUACGUACCCCUGACGACAAGAUCAAAGUUUACUGUAAAGGCGCAGAUACUGUUAUAUAUGAACGCCUGGAUGAGAAACAACUUUACAGGGAUAUCACUCUGCAGCAUCUAGAGGAGUUUGCCACGUUGGGUUUACGGACCCUUUGUAUCGCGACAGCUGACGUAGCUGAGGACUUCUAUGAAGACUGGAAACACACCUAUUACAAGGCCAGCACAUCCAUACAGAAUCGCGAGAAAAAACUGGAGGAGGCGGCCGAACUGAUAGAGAGGAAUUUAAAAUUGCUUGGUGCUACAGCUAUUGAAGAUGAACUUCAAGAUGGUGUGCCUGAAACAAUAGCCAAUCUGGCUAAAGCUGAUAUCAAGAUAUGGGUGCUGACGGGAGACAAACAGGAAACAGCCAUUAAUAUAGGUUAUUCGUGUAAAUUAUUGACCCAGGGCAUGCCGUUGUUGAUCGUCAAUGAACACAGUCUGGAUGGGACACGAGAGACGUUAAGACGACAUGUUGGAGAGUUCGGAGACCUCCUUCGGAAAGAGAACGACGUUGGUUUGAUUAUCGACGGACAGACACUGGACUUUAUCUUAUCCGACCGUCCUCCAAUCAAACGCCCCAAAAGAAAAAAGACACUGAAAUAUGCAUUGUCCUGUGAUUGUCGACAAGAUUUUCUCGACAUUGCCAUUUCUUGUAAAGCUGUCAUCUGCUGUAGGGUUUCCCCUUCCCAGAAGGCCGAGCUGUGUAACCUUGUGAAGCACUCAGUGAAGGCCAUCACCUUGGCGAUAGGGGAUGGUGCUAAUGAUGUGGGCAUGAUACAGGCAGCUCACGUUGGUGUGGGGAUCAGUGGUGUAGAGGGACUGCAAGCAGCAUGUGCCUCAGACUACGCAAUCGCACAGUUUCGGUUCCUGAACAAGCUGUUACUGGUUCAUGGUGCUUGGAGUUAUGCCAGACUGUGUAAACUGAUCCUGUACUCGUUCUACAAGAACAUCUGCCUGUACGUCAUAGAGUUUUGGUUUGCCAUUAUGAACGGGUUCUCUGGCCAGAUCCUGUUUGAGAGGUGGAGUAUUGGCUUUUACAAUGUGAUAUUUACUGCAGCCCCGCCGCUGGCCAUGGGACUGUUCGACAGAAUCUGUAGUGCUGAAAGUAUGAUGAAGUUUCCAGCACUUUAUAAAUCCUCACAGAAUGCAGAGUACUUCAAUGUCAAGGUAUUCUGGAUGUGGAUACUGAACUCAAUCUACCAUUCCAUACUUCUGUUCUGGCUCCCUGCCCUAUCUCUCAAACAAGAUUCUGCCUUUUCUGAUGGGAAAGUUGGAGAUUAUCUAUUUUUAGGAAAUUUUGUAUAUACGUAUGUAGUUGUGACUGUGUGUCUUAAGGCGGGCCUGGAAACCAGUGCUUGGACCUGGCUGACACACCUGGCUAUAUGGGGCAGUAUAGUAAGCUGGUUCCUGUUUCUCACUGUGUACAGCCAUAUCUACAUGAUAGUGGACCUCGCCCCUGAGAUGUACGGCAUGGACACCCACGUGUUCGGCUGCUCUAUAUUCUGGAUGGGCCUAGUGCUUAUUCCUCUGAUGUCACUCAUCCGAGACGUCGCAUGGAAGGCGAUUAAACGAACCAUGUGUAAAACAUUAAAAGAAGAGGUCCAAGAAAAAGAGAAGUUACACGAGGAUCCUACACCUGUUGUACUGAAAUUAACAAAGAAAAGAUUGACAGAGACAGCCCGUCUGCUCCGAAAUGUCUUCACACGAUCAUCGGGCAGAAUGCCCACAGCAGUGGACCAACCUCCUCCCUCACCCACGCCAUCACGUCAGAAUCGCUUAAGCUCAAGAUCUGAUGGAUAUGCUUUCUCCCAAGAAGAGCAUGGUGUCCUUACUCAGGCGGAGCUCAUCCGAGUCUAUGACAGCAAUAAGGAUAAGCCUGAAGGACUAUAAUGUGAAUAUCAGUAUUACUCUGUGUUGUGUCCCUGCUACAGUCCUGUGUGCAAUAUAGGUAGAAUCAACCAUCAAUCAUCACGAUUAAUCAGCCAUCAUCGGGAGUAGUCAACAAUCACACUAUCAGAACUUACGGACCACCAUACCGUCGGAAUAACUGAUCAUAAUACGGUCAGGUUCAAUCCAUCAUCGGACCGCCAGGAUUAACUGACCUAAGCUUGCCAUCGUGAUAGUGUUGUCAGGAUUUAUCAUUGAUCAUUCGUUCGAAUAAAAUCACGGAUUUAACAUAUUGACCAUCAUUAUAACUGUCAUGAUUAAACAAACUAUCAAACUAGUGGGAUCAUCUAACUACUGGGAUUAACCUACCAUCAUACUUUUGAGAUUGACCCACAAUGGUACUCUUGUGAUUGGCUUACCAUCGCACUGUUGUGAUUGACUUACCAUCGUACUGUUGAUGAUUGGCACACAAUUGUUCUGUUGUGAUUUACCCACAAUCCUACUAUCAGGAUUGGCUUACCAUCGUACUAUCAGGAUUGGCUUACCAUCGUACUAUCAGGAUUGGCUUACCAUCGUACUAUCAGGAUUGGCUUACCAUGGUACUAUCAGGAUUGGCUUACAAUCGUACUAUCAGGAUUGGCUUACCGUCGUACUAUCAGGA
This is a messenger RNA of Mizuhopecten yessoensis (Yesso scallop), 4874 nucleotides long. Its product is annotated as probable phospholipid-transporting ATPase IA. Gene Ontology annotation, cellular component: plasma membrane. The record is from RefSeq and is a predicted model, not a curated record. Gene Ontology annotation, biological process: phospholipid translocation. NCBI's taxonomy places the organism in Eukaryota, Metazoa, Mollusca, Bivalvia, Pectinida, Pectinidae. Bases 662 to 4216 code for a protein of 1184 amino acids. The transcript is spliced from 43 exons. Gene Ontology annotation, molecular function: ATP hydrolysis activity; ATP binding; ATPase-coupled intramembrane lipid carrier activity.